Messenger RNA from Parasteatoda tepidariorum (common house spider), 4242 nucleotides. RefSeq names its product acetoacetyl-CoA synthetase. Lineage: Eukaryota; Metazoa; Arthropoda; Arachnida; Araneae; Theridiidae. The record is from RefSeq and is a predicted model, not a curated record. Gene Ontology annotation, biological process: lipid metabolic process. Gene Ontology annotation, molecular function: acetoacetate-CoA ligase activity.
GGGAGACAAAAGAUCUAUGUUGCAACGUUCGAAAGAAACGGAAGGAAAAUUUCCUUCAAAUAUUUGAAAGAAAAAAAAAUAAUAAUUCUGCGCGUGGAUGUGGUCUUGGCGAGAAAUAAAAAAAACCCAGGUAAAUAAGUAUCUUUCGCCAAAACCCACCUGACUAGCGGAAGGAGUGACUAGAGCAGUCAAUGAAGUAGAAGAAUCAUUCUUAAUUCCGCGACAUUCGAAUACUUAUCCUGGGCAUCUCUUUUCAUUAUCCUCUAAUCAUCCAAAGAUGAAUGGGCAAACGAAUGGGCAAACUAAUGGUGUGAAUGGAGUAAAAGAGCCUCGAAAAAGGAAAGGAUUGGUUGAUAUAAUUGCUGAAAAUACCAAAUGUGUAUGGAACAAAAAAGUAGAACACACUGAAAUCGAACGAUUUAAAUCCAUUGUCAAUAAGAAAUAUAAACUCAAUCUCAGAAAUUAUUGGGAUCUUCACAAAUGGUCUGUAAAGCAUUAUGAUCGAUUCUGGGAAGAGAUUUGGCUAUUCUACGGUGUCAUCUCUUCAAAGCCGUACACGGAGAUAUAUAGAUCUGCAGCUCAAACUAAGGGCAUGAUGGUUAAGGUCAUGUGCUCUGCACUGAUGGGUCUUCUACGUUCUGACUAUAGAUUAGACAAGCUCGUGAAGAAUGGAAAGGGAUUCGUUGAUGUGGACUGGUUUAGUGGAGCUCGUCUGAAUUUCGCCGAAAACAUGCUGAGACACAGAAAUGGGGACAUCGCAAUGAUUUGUAUUGAGGAAGAAGGAGGUGUUGAUGAGAGAAUAACUUAUUCAGAAUUGUACGAAGAAGUGGAAAGAUAUGCUGCUGCUUUUAGAAAAAAUGGAUUGCAGAUGGGAGACAGAGUUGCAUGUUACAUGGCGAAUAGAAAAGAAGCUAUAUACGCAUAUCUGGCUGCUGCUAGCAUUGGAGCUAUAUUUGGUGGACCACUGCCCUUUUAUGGUGAUAAGGCAGCUGCUAAAAUUAUUCGCCCAAUGAGGCCGAAAUUCUUGUUCACGGUAGACAGAUUCAUUGAUCUUAAAUUAGAGAGACACUUGAUGGAAAACAUUCCCCUCAUCUGCAAAGACUUAGACAGUUUGGAAAAAAUUAUUAUUUGCCCUAGCAAAAAGGAAACCCUAUCGAAAGACAUAUCACAGCUCGAUUCUAGAUGCGUAUUCCUGCCAGACUUUUUGGAAUCAGGGAAAAAUAAAGACGGAAAUGUUCCUAAAUUGGUAUUUGAACAACUGCCUUUCAACUAUCCCAUCUGUAUUAAUUUCACUUCUGGUACAACUGGAGAACCAAAAGGACUCAUUCACGGUUGUGGAUGUUUUCUUCCACUUCUUCGGGACUUUAACCUACAUUGCAAUCUCAAGCGAGGGGAUGUUGUUUUCACUCCUUAUCCAGUUGGCUGGAAUUUGUGGAAUCUAUUCGUCGCCAAUUUUUCGAUUGGCGUGACUAUCGCCCUUUACAAUGGAUGCCCAUUUUAUCCAGAAAUUGGAUUCUGGGAACUUCUUGAUCGAUAUAAGGUGAACUACACAUUUUUAGCAACUAGUGUUGUGGACAAAAUGGAGAAGAGUGACAUUGUUCCAGGUCCCGAUUGUAAAAUGGAACAUCUCAAAAUGUUGACAAUUGGUGCUAGUCCUGUCAAAUUACAGAAUUUUGACUUCCUCACCAAUAGAGUAAAGAAAGAUUUAUUUGUCAACUGUUUGUACGGAGCCACUGAAGUUGUUGGUGUUUUUGCUGGAUUCGAUCUCAACCUUCCAGCUUACAGUGCAGAAAUACAGGCUCCCGCUCUUGGUGUGGACAUCAAAUGUUUCGACGAAGAAGGUAACGCAGUUAUUGGCCAAAAAGGUGAACUCGUCAUCUGUGUACCUAAUCCAGCUUUCCCAGUUGCAUUGUGGAAUGACAACAAAGGAAGGAAACUCGAAGAACUUUAUCUAACCAAGUAUCCCGGUGUUUGGGCCCAAAAUGACGAGUGUUGGAUAGAUCCCAAAACUAAGGGACUCGUUGUUAUUGGAAGAAGUGAUGACGUACUGAAUCCAAAUGGAGAGAGAUUUGGAUGUUCUGAUAUUUAUUACGCAAUUCACACCAUGGAGGAACUGCAGGACUACAUUUGCCUUGGUCAGGACAGCAUCGAAGGAGACCAGCGACUAGUGUUGUUCGUAAAGCUGAAGAAUCAAUUUACGUUUACACCUGAAUUUGUUGAAAAAGUUAAGAACCAAGUGUGCACAUCACUCACCGAUGAACACGUUCCUGCCAUAGUUCUCGAAGUUCAGGAUAUUCCAUAUAAUUUGAAUGGAAAAAAGAUGGAGCGCCUUCUGAAGAAAAUAGUGAUGACGAAUGAAAUACCCGAAACGUCGAAUAUCAAAAAUCCAGAGUGUUUGCCAGCAUACUUAAACAUUCCAGAACUUCAAGGUUAUUGAUCUCAAUCACGUGACCAACGUUAAUUCAAAAAGGAAGGAAGAUGUCCUCACAUGUGAAUUUUUAAUUUGUAGCAAUAUUUUAACAUUAUUUCUCAAUAGAGCCAUUCCUUAUAACACAGAUAUUUCUACAACACUCUUACAAUUUAAUAAAUUUCGAACAAUUCAUAAUCGUAUACAGAAUGUUGCGUAAUCACCUCCAUUUUAUAUCCGUUGUCAAACAUAAAGAAGCAAAAUAUAGACAUUUGGCAUUUCAAAACUGUUUUUUUAAAAAAAAGACGAAAACGCUAUCAAAAUCUGCCGAAUUAGUGUGGAGGUUUAGAAACACUAAAAUCCUUUUGAAUGCCCGAAGAAUAAGCGAGGAGCUGAAAAGAAAUUGUAAGCGCCUUUGACUUUCAUCCUGCAAUGAAGCAAGUUUUGAGCUUUAAGAUUUCGUUACUUUUUGUCAAUCUUUUUUUAAUUUUUUUAUUUUAGCUUCAAUAUUAAGUUGCGAUCCUCAAUGUAUGCAUUUUUUAUUUCAUUUUUGGCAAAGAUUCUAGAAAUAUCUAUUAAGGACAGUCAUAACAAGACACCCAGUAAUAUUAGAAAUUUUCUCGCACAAUAAUUUAUUUAUUAUUACGUAAGAAAAGAAUGUUUUCAAGAUGUGUAAGUCAAUAAUAUGUAAACGUGCAUAUGUUUAAUUUGAAUCAACUAUAUCGCCGGACAUCGCAAUCGUUUUUAGGAAUUUAGAAGCUAUACUAUUAAAUCGUUCAUGAUAAUUUUUUCCUUAAAAACAAAGUAAUAUUGAAAUUAUUAUGGCAUACUAUUUCCUAUUGUUUUGGUACUUGGAAAUUUUAAGGCAUUAAAUGAUCAUAAGAGAAAUUUAAAUAUAAACAUUCAAAUUUAACUGAGUGCUUCUUGAUUUAAGAUAAACAGUAUAAUGUUGCUAUAACUAGAAGGAUAAAAUACUUUACUAGUUCAAAAAGAGACAAUUUUAAAACAAAAUACUGCUUGGUAAUGGCAUUAUUAUGUGUCUGUGUUUUUCACUAGAUAAUAGUGUGUUAAUUUAUAUAAAAUUGAAAAUUUUAGUUAUAAAAUUGAAAAAAAAAACUUUUUUUUUCAAAUUUGAAAACAAUAUUAAGUUUCGAACAUUCAAACUAAUACCAUAUAUAAAAAGUUUAUUCAUAUUAAAUUUUCAAUUUUUCUGCAAGUUUUGUGUAAAUACCGAUAAGUCGGUUUUUCUUACUGUAUGAUUUUUUUUGUACUUUACCCACCAUGUGAUGUUCAGUUUUUUGUAUAUAUGCGUUCUAUGUGUUUAUAUGUGCAAGUUACUAUUACUUGAAUGGAUUUUAAAUGUACUUUAUACUUUAAUUUCCAACUGCAUAAAUAUUUUGAUAUUGAACAAAGUUUUGAAUAAUCUACCAACUUACGAAUUUUUUUCUCUGGAUUUUAAAUAUUUUUAAACUGAAUAAUGUCAUCAACUCAUUCUUUCCAUUAUGAAUGACUGUUAGCUCAUGUUUUGAAUACUAAAUGUAUUUAAUAUUAGCUUUUUUACUGUGAUAAGACAAAACAUAUUUUUAACAAUUUCCUUAACCAUGAAGUGAAUAUUUUUGAAAUAAAUGUAGGUACUACUUAAAAUAUUUUUUUAAACAGCAGUUGUAUAAAUUUUAGUAUUUUAAUCAAUCCGUGUAUACAGAACUUGUCUAACACCAAAAUUACUUGUCACACUUUUGUAUGAAAACAUAUGCGACUCAAUCUCGCUCUUGUAAUACAUGUAUUGUUUCAACAAUUUUGAAAAAUAACAAUAAAUAAAUGCUGAUGUAUUAAAA